AUGGGUGAUUUCAACUAUCGUGAUAUAGACUGGAAGCAUUGGAUUUCAAGUGCGCCUGAAAAUCAUGUAAGUCAUGAAUUUAUAGAAGCUGUACGUGAUAGUUAUCUUCAUCAAAACAUAGAAUUUUAUACAAGAUACAGAAACGGCCAAAGACCAAGUACUUUAGAUCUUGUUUUCUCAUCAGAAGAACUUUUAGUGAACAAUAUUGAACACUUCAGUCCCCUGGGUAAAAGUGACCAUAUAGUGAUUACCUUUGGUAUUGACUGUAAUUCCAGCAAUGAGGCAUACAUGAAAGAGUCAUUUACUUAUGAUCGAGGAAACUAUGAUGAAAUGAAAACUUACUUGAGUAAUGUUGAUUGGAUAAGUGAAUUUCAAGAUUUGAACAAUAUUCCAUAUAUAAAUGAUAGAAGUUCUGGUAAAAGUAUCUUGGAAGUACAGUUCAAUGAGCAAAUUACCAUGAAAUUACUUGAAAAUCUUAACGUAACUAAAUCAUGUGGACCUGAUUUCUUACACCCUAGAGUCCUGAAAGAAGUUAAGAAUGCAAUAUGUUUACCAUUGACUCUUUUAUUUCAUCAAUCUUUUGAAGAAGAAGAAACACCGAUUGACUGGAAAACGGCAAAUGUGAAAGCAAGACAAAGGGUUGUAAUUGGUAGUGAAAAAUCUCAAUGGACUGAAGUCACCAGUGGUAUUCCACAGGGAAGUGUCUUAGGACCUACACUAUUUUUGAUUUACAUUAACGACAUAGAAGAUGCCAUUGAAGGAACAUUGCGUUUAUUUGCUGAUGAUACAAAACUGUACAAUUUAGCGAAUGAUGAUGCAGAUAUAGAGAAAAUUCAAUCUGACAAUGACAAAUUAAGUAUAUGGAGUGAAAAGUGGUUACUUAAGUUUAAUGCAAACAAGUGCACUACAUUACACUACGGAAAUCAUAAUGUCAAUAAUACCUACCAUCUUAAAGUAAACAACACCAGAAAUGAAAUUUCAAACAGUGAAUCUGUAAAAGACCUUGGAGUUACUUUUGAUGUGAAUAUGAAAUUUAGACAGCAAAUAAAUGAUUGCAUCAAUAAAGGAAAUAAAAUUACAGGACUAAUGAGAAGAACAUUUCUGCAUUUCACAGUGAAAUCUUUCGGGAAAUUAUUUAAAACCCUAGUUAGGCCUCAUCUAGAAUAUGGAAACAUUAUUUGGAAUCCUCGUUUUAAGAAAGACAUCAAUGCAAUUGAAUCAGUACAAAGACGUGCAACAAAACUAGUUGGUCAACUAAGAAAUCUGUCAUAUGAACAACGACUUAAAACACUGAAAUUGCCGUCACUAGCAUAUCGUCGAUUUAGAGGUGACAUGAUUGAAGUUUUUAAAUUGUUACAUCAUAAGGAGGAUAUUAACUAUGAAGUGUUUUUUGAAUUAAAUAACAAUGCAAAUACAAGAGGUCAUGGGUAUAAACUGAAAGUGAAAUCAUGUAGAACUGAGAUUAGAAAGCAUUUCUUUUCUCUACGGGUUAUCUCGGACUGGAACAAUUUACCAGAAGUGGUUGUGAAUGCUCCUUCACUUAAUAGCUUUAAAAACAGGUUGGACAAAUUCAUGGGAGAAACACAGUAUACCACCAUACCGGAUCAGAACUGGGUACAAAACCAUGGGGGGGUUAUAGAAGACGAUGAUGACGUCUUGCGACCUCAACUCCAGUAAAGUAAAGUAAAGUA
Ruditapes philippinarum (Manila clam) is the source of this 1691-nucleotide messenger RNA. RefSeq lists its product as uncharacterized. Gene Ontology annotation, molecular function: catalytic activity. The record is from RefSeq and is a predicted model, not a curated record. Lineage: Eukaryota; Metazoa; Mollusca; Bivalvia; Venerida; Veneridae. The coding region runs from base 1 to 1677 and encodes 558 amino acids. The transcript has 3 exons.